AUGGCAUCACCUAGGUAUCUUCGUCGUCUAACUGACGGAGAUCGGUUUCCGCCAGAAAAAACCGAUUCAGUAGAUCUUCAGCCAGGUUCAGAAGAAAGAGAGAAUGAAAGUAUCAAUGUGACUGGGCUUAGACAACGACGGCUUAUCUUUCUGAUUGUAUGGAUUGUUAUCCUGUUUGUUUUUGCCAUACUAAUUUUAGCUGUAAGUUCAUUUUAUAUUAUCUAUCUUUCGUAUCCAUAACGCCAUUCUAUAUAUCAUUUUAUGGUUUAUUAUAUCAUGCAUAAUCUUGAGUAUCUCUGCCAUUUUAUACUGUGUAAGUCUCCCACCGGUAAAAUAUAACGUGAUUUUUAGUUUAACAUAACCUUAAUACGAGUAUUGAAAAUGAGCCCGCGUGGAAUGGAGUACAUCAAAAUACACACAUAUAACGACGAAAAGACAGGGAAAGAGGAGAAGAUCAUAUACAUGUCAGCCAAGAACAUUGAUCUUGGACACGUCGUAACGAAUACGGGCCAUGUUAUUGGGCCCAAAAGACAGACCAUGAAUAUUCAAGGGAGCCGGGUAAAUUGUCUUUUGUUAUAGUAACAAUAUUAAAAAUCUAUGCAAGUGUUCUUUUGGCCUACUUUGUUGUAAUGUUAAGAUAAAAUAUAUGUGUUUUUUGCAGGUACUAAUAAAUGGUGGUGUCAACAAAACCGAGUUUCUACUACAAGAUGGAUUAUGUAGAUUUGAUUCACACGAAAACUUCUUGGUAGUUUAUUAUUCAAAUUAAACAUUUUACUUUUUUUUCUUACUUUUAUCAAAAUUUUAUAUUUUUGUAGAUCAGAACGACAGAUGGGCGUACUUUAUUCAGCGCGCAACAUCCAAUGGUGACUGUGGAUAGCCGAAUCAAAAAAGUAGCGACGAGUAAAGUCAUUACUAAUAAGGUAAGGCCUUAAUUUUCUUUCUAUAAGCUAGCGAAAAAAUGCUCAUUUCUUGGAAAAGUAUAAGGUUUAACUUAAGGUUUAGUAUAUUUUAUAUACUAUGUUGUGGGACAUUGUAGUUAAUUAUAGGUAAGAGCACCAAUAAAUCAGCCUCUGAAAGUCGAAUCGGAGAAUGUUGUUUUACGAGGAAACCAAGGCAUUAAACUGGAGUCCAAAUCGAUCAACAUGAAUGCUAGUACUAGUAUUAGUAUCAAAACUGAAGUAAGUUUUUUAAAACUAUUUAUUAUUUUACCUCAUCUUUUUACAAAGGCUAUGAAAAUGUCUAACUUAAACCCAUAUUCACAUUUUAAAAUUUUUAUUAGCUACAAAAUAUUCUAAAAUAGGUAUAUUAUGAUAAGAUUUUAAACCGUAGUUUAAAGUCAUUUUUCCUCGAAAUGCCUGUUGUAAUAACUGACGGUCGGUGUCUCACAGAACCCGGAAUUAAUAUCUUCUAAUGGGUUUGACUCGCUUAUGUCCUCAAUAUCACUAUCUGAUACAUCGCUGUUGCUCUUUGCUCUGUCAUCAAUUUCGAAAGAUUUAGUGCCAGCUGGUUUUGGUUUUGUUGGGGGAGGGGGAGGAACGGAGGCUGACUUUGGCAAAAUUACAGGGAAUACUGUAGUAUCUUCGUCGAUUUUAGUAGAAGAUAGAGUGGUAGAUUCUGAUUCCUGGAUUUGGUCAAUACUGUGAUGUAUUGUCUUCGUGUAGAGUGAGUUACUGUGAAGAGCUGAAAUACAGUAUUAUGUUUUAAAGAUUUAAAAAGGGUUCAAUUUUGUAAGGCACGACACUUGAUUUUUCUGUAACUUAAGCUACCUUUAUUAAACUUGGAACUAUACCUUGUUUCCUCUCAGCCAGAAUCUCCAGCCGACUGACUCUAGCUCCCAUGUCUUUAACAAUGUCUCCGAUACUGUUUAAUCCUUCUACGAACUGUGAUUGUCUGUGAUUAAUAUCUCCAAUAGCACAUCGCACUCUGUCUAAUGAACCUAGUAUCAUCUGAGUAUCAGUAAUGUUUCUACGAUCAGCAAAUUGAUAACCACAAUUUCCACAAAAUAUUGAGAUGUUAUUGGGAAUGGCGUAGUUACAUUGACUACAGAAACGAUAGCUUCUUUUACCGUAUACGUUUUCUGACAUUAUUUGUAGGUAGCCAAAUGUAUUAGGUCUUUUAGUUUGAAAAAGGUUAUAAUAAGGUAAUGAUGACUUGCAGAAAAUAUAUUUGUGGUAAUUCAAGCCUUAUUUUUGUAAAACCAGCUUUGAUAAUAAUGAAAAGUAGUAUAGUAUUGUUAUAUCAUGAGCAACUUUAGUGAAAUAAAACCCUUAACUAUUGGAAUUGAAAGCUUGAAAGUUCACGUAAGGUCGUUUCAGAUCAAGUGCCUUAAAACAUCUGUAUCCAAAACAAAAAGCUUUAUAUUUCGACCGCAUUCUGUUUUAUAAGAGGCCAUUAACUAUCAAGGUUAUGACAUUUCGGUGAAUGUGCAAAAUAUAAUCUAGGAAUCUAUUUUUACUUAUGCGAAACGUAUAUAGUGUCCUAUUUUACAGUAUCUUUGCAUUUGAAGUCUGUAAACUUAAAGUUUUAAUUAUUUUUUGCUUUUUAGAUAACAUUUUUUUAGUUUUUAAAACAAACUUUAUUUUAUUGUAGGUAGAUGGAGCAAUUCGCUUUAACUCUCGAAAAGUUUACUUUGGCAACAGAAUGAACAACCUCCCUAUAUCAACAUCGCCUUCAUUAACAGCUUCUAUUGAAGCCUAUCGUGUGUGUGUUUGCAUGACACCCACAAGGCCAAAAUUAUUCAUAACAAAAGGAAACAAACCUUGUAGCGCGGCUACGACAAUUUGUCCAUAA
Bursaphelenchus okinawaensis is the source of this 2790-nucleotide messenger RNA. NCBI's taxonomy places the organism in Eukaryota, Metazoa, Nematoda, Chromadorea, Rhabditida, Aphelenchoididae. The record is from the annotation of a GenBank genome assembly.